Messenger RNA from Cottoperca gobio, 1528 nucleotides. Its product is annotated as dual specificity phosphatase DUPD1-like. The transcript has 6 exons. The coding region runs from base 373 to 1008 and encodes 211 amino acids. Lineage: Eukaryota; Metazoa; Chordata; Actinopteri; Perciformes; Bovichtidae. The record is from RefSeq and is a predicted model, not a curated record. Gene Ontology annotation, cellular component: cytoplasm. Gene Ontology annotation, molecular function: MAP kinase phosphatase activity; protein tyrosine/serine/threonine phosphatase activity. Gene Ontology annotation, biological process: protein dephosphorylation; negative regulation of MAPK cascade.
GAGAGCAGUUACCAUUCUGGAUCUGUAUUUCAGUGUUCAUGCUUACUGCAGAGGGAGGUCUCUGUUAACACACGCAGACACACCACACACACACACGCAAAAAGCGAUCCUGCUCAAGAACGGAUUUAAAGCUUUAAAAAGUUACAAGAAAGAGCCAAAAUCAUGAGUAGAUCCCAAACCUGAAGCUUCAGUUCAUCCUGAGACAUCACAACACUGUUUUACUCUAAACCACUUGAUCUGAGAAUGAUGUGCGCAAAAGAGAGCUUGGGCUGUUCACCGGUUGCUGAUCUGGGUCUAUAUGGCCCAUAUCAUCUCUAUAAACAAGGCUGAAUGGGAUGUGUGUGUGUGUUUUCUGGGCAGCAGAGGUGAGCCAUGUCCUCCUGUGAGGUGAAGUCCAGAAGCAGGAACCCGUACACGGCGGUGCGUGUGGACCCGGACAGUGACUACAUCACACCAGGAACAUUAGACCUGGAGCAGCUGUUCUGGACCGGCACCGGGGCUCAGUAUGCACACGUCAACCAGGUGUGGCCCAGAGUCUACAUCGGGGACGAGAAAACAGCUCUGGAGCGGCCUGGCCUCAGAGAUCUGGGUGUAACACAUGUUCUUAAUGCGGCUGAGGGAAAGUGGAAUAAUGUGCUGACUGGCGCUGAUUACUACACUGACAUGGACAUCAAGUAUUACGGAGUGGAGGCUGAUGACAAACCCACCUUCAACAUGUCUCAGUACUUCUGCCCUGCAACCCAGUUCAUCCACGAGGCCCUCAGUCACCCGCAGAACAAGGUGCUGGUGCACUGUGUGAUGGGUCGCAGCAGGUCAGCGACUCUGGUCUUGGCAUACCUGAUGAGGAGACACAGCUUAACUGUGGUGGAUGCUGCUGAGCAUGUGCGUCAGCGGCGCUGCAUCCUGCCCAACCACGGCUUCCUAAAACAGCUCAGAGCCCUGGACAUCACGUUACAAGAGGAGCGGCUGACACAAAAAGAGAGAUGCAACACCAAUAGCACACAAUAGAUCGAUAACAUCCGUUCACUACAUUCGAUUCGUCUUUCGAAUCCAUUUUUUAUAACUACUUAUAAAAACUGUUUUUUCACAACUGUAAUAAAAUGAAUAAAAUAUUUUUUCAAAUAUCAAAUAAAAAUGUUAAACAGAAAAAUGAAUAAGCAAAAAGAUCAUUGUUGUAUGUUUUAAUUGUGAGUUGUAGGCAUCACAGUCUAGCAGAACAGGAAUAAAUGGUCACAUAAGGCUUUUUGAUGAACCGGCAUUUAAACAUAUAAAAAUAAUCCGCCUUUUAACAGAGGCUCAGGAACAAUACUAACGGAUAUAUGAAGUUUCAAACAAGUCCUGUAGUAUUCAGAAAACAUACUUCUUGCUCGUCAUUGUAGACAUUUAGUAUAUCUAUAUUCAGGAUAUUUGUAUUCAAGUAUUCACUGUUGCACAGACCACAAUAUACCAAGCUCAGGUUAACACAUGUGGCUUCAGCCUGAAUUGAGCUUAAGUUCUUGUUUCCCCAUUUCUUUUCCUUCAUCCAUUU